AUGGUAUUCUUGAGUCGAGCCCAGAUGGGAUCCAUUCCCGACAAUAUCCCAAUCAGUGAGCUCAUGCUCAACGAGAGAUAUGGACGACUCCCGCAUGAUCAAUCCCGGGAUCCUUAUACCUGCGGUUUGACCGGGAAGACAUACUCGUCGCGGGAGAUGGUCGACCGAGUCAAUUUGAUCACUCGUGGCCUGAGCAAGAAGCUUUGCUGGGUCCCAAACUCUGGGUCGGAAUGGGAUAAGACGGCGGUUGUUUUCAGCAUAAAUACUAUUGACACCAUGCUAUUAUUCUGGGCUAUCCACCAGCUCGAGGGAGUUGUGGCGCUGGCUAAUCCAUCGUAUUCAGCGGAUGAGUUGAAGCACCAGCUGCUGGACUGCAAGGCGAAAGCCUUGUUCACUUGUGCGCCCUUGUUGCCGAUCGCACUGGAGGCUGCGGCCAAGGCUGGCUUCUCGAAGAAUCAAAUCUACUUGAUCGAUGUGCCGCAACAGAUCCUCGCGGACAUAAAGGCACCGUCAGAGCUUGAGUCUAUCUCCCAGAUUGCCGAGGCUGGAAAGUCACUGCCACCAGUCCAGCCUGUCCAAUGGGCCCCGGGGAGGCAGCUCGCCGGACCGCAUUUUUGUGCUAUUCGAAAAGGAGUGAUGAUCUCCCACCGCAACGUCAUAGCCAAUAUUCUGCAAACCACGGCUUUCGAGCAGGAUUAUCGUGACGCCCAAUCACAAGCAGCAAAUGGUUCGUCCACUGAAGUUGGGCAGUGUCUUCUUCCACAGAGCCAUAUUUACAGCCUCGUGGUUGUCUGUCACUGCGGGACUUAUCGUGGUGACCAGACUGUGGUCCUUCCCAAGUUCGACAUGACAUCCUACCUAGCCUCCAUCCAGCGUUUCAAGAUCACUUCCCUUUUCCUCGUUCCUCCGGUCAUUAUCAACAUGAUGCGAAAUCAAGACCUUUGCUCUAAGUACGAUCUGCGUUCUGUCAAAAGUAUUUUCUCCGGCGCAGCUCCCUUGGCUCCGGAUUUAGCGAAUGACUUCUUGAAGAUCUAUCCAGAUAUCUCCAUCCGAUUGGCCUAUGGGUUGACGGAAACUGCCUGCGUGGUCUCCUCGAGCCAUCCUCACGAUAUCUGGCUUGGCUCUUCUGGGUCCCUGUUCCCCGAGGUCGAGGUGCGCAUCAUGUCCCCAGAUGGCCUGGAAAUUACUUCCUAUAAUACACCCGGCGAGCUUCUGGUGCGUAGCCCAAGCGUAGCCUUGGGUUAUCUGAACAACGAAAAGGCGACCAAGGAAACAUUCGAGGAUGGGUGGAUGCGCACGGGAGAUGAAGCAGUCGUUCGCGUCAGUCCCAGUGGUUGCGAGCACAUUUUCAUUGUCGAUCGGAUUAAGGAACUGAUCAAGGUCAAAGGUUUGCAGGUGGCUCCUGCGGAGCUCGAAGCCUGUCUCCUUGCUCAUCCAGACGUGGCAGAUUGCGCGGUCGUUGGGGUUCCCGAUGAAACCGCGGGCGAAGUGCCCAAGGCAGUCAUUGUGAAGUCUCCCUCGGCCAGUUUAGACGACGAAGCGGCCACUCGAGUCAUUAUACAAUUUGUUGAGGCCAAUAAGGCUCGUCACAAGUGGCUCAAGGGAGGCGUUAGACCUGGCACUCACCCGCCCCGCGGGUCCAAAGUCAAGAACCUCCACCCGCACCUCCAAGGGUCAGGGUCCAACCUCACCGACCCUGACCCUGAUCCUAACCCUCUAAGGGUCCCUUAA
Molecule: messenger RNA, 1731 nt
Organism: Penicillium maclennaniae
Lineage: Eukaryota; Fungi; Ascomycota; Eurotiomycetes; Eurotiales; Aspergillaceae
Exons: 7
Coding region: 1-1731 (576 amino acids)
Molecular function (GO): CoA-ligase activity
Source: RefSeq, a predicted model, not a curated record